This is a messenger RNA of Cladocopium goreaui, 1628 nucleotides long. The record is from the annotation of a GenBank genome assembly. Lineage: Eukaryota; Dinophyceae; Suessiales; Symbiodiniaceae.
AGGCAUUGGCUCAAAUCUUGAGGAGAGUUUUGCCUCCUUUUCCCAAUUUCUGGUGUUUUUCCAGGGAGACGUCCUUCCUUUUCCGAUGGCGCUGCAGCUGUUGCUGUGCGCCUUCCUUGCCGUGGUCGGUGCGAUUGACAAUGGCCUGGGACGGGCUCCACCUAUGGGAUGGCGAUCGUGGAAUUUGUAUGGAGCAAAUGUGAAUCAAUCUUUGAUGCAACGCAUCAUGGAUGGAAUGGUGUCCAAGAAGCGUAAAGUGGAUGGAGUUCCCACCUCCCUGUGCGACCUGGGCUUUUGUGAUGUGGGAUUGGAUGAUAAUUGGCAGGAUUGCAAGGGUGGGCACCAGUAUCACUACCAUGAUGAUGCUGGCAUUCCAAUUAUCAACAGGGAGCGCUUCCCUGAUAUGAUCACAAUGACGUCACAUGCCCACCAGUUGAACUUGACCUCUGGGUGGUACCUGAACAACUGCAUCUGCUCAGAGCAGGCAGCCACCGAUUCCAUGUAUCAAAGUGACGUAGCAGCACUGACUGUCUUCGGCUUCGAUGCUGUGAAGUUGGACGGCUGUGGCCAGCAGCAGGAUUUGGACAAAUGGGCAGACCUAUUCAACAAGACGGGCCGACCCAUCAUGAUUGAGAACUGUCAUUGGGGCGGCACUGUGCCCAAUGCCACUUGGUGCCCCUGGAAUUUCUUCAGGACCUCUGGAGACGUGCGGGCCUCCUAUGGUAGCAUUGUGGGCAACCUGUUGACCACCGUCGAAUGGGCACAGAAGAACUUGUCGAAGCCUGGCUGUUGGGCCUAUCCAGACAUGUUGGAGGUGGGUUGCCAACAUGGCCCUGGUGGCGCCGGCGAUCCAGGUUUGACCUUCUUCGAAGCGCGUUCCCACUUCAGCGCCUGGGCCAUCGUCUCCUCGCCACUGACCUUGUCGCUGGAUGUGAACAACGACACCGUGAUGGACGCGGUGUGGGAGAUCAUCUCCAACAAGGAAAUCAUUGCAGUGAACCAGGCAUGGGCAGGUCAUAGUGGGAGUCCUUUCAAGCAAGCGGAUUCUUAUGUCCAGCUCACUGACUUUAACAUGGAGAUGAAGGGGGCGAUCAUCCCUCACAACAGCCAGGUGCCAAGCUGGCAGUUCUUCUACAAACCGAUGGGCGGAGGAAAGAUUGUCGUUUUGUUGAUGAAUCAUGACUCCAAGGCACAAGAUUUGACUUUGACCUUUUCCGAUGUCCCGGGCCUCUCCUGCCAGAAGUGCAAGGUGCGGUGCUUGUAUGUUCAUUCUGAUCUCGGUGAGCAUGAUGGAACUUUUGUGGCCAAGGGUGUGCCAUCCCAUGACUCCCGCAUGUUUAUGCUCUCGUCCAGUGGGCAUGCGGCGCAGAAAGACGUGGUCUUCAUGUGAAUGUGGAAGACCAGCAACACCAGAAUCAGAUCUUCCUCUACUGGAAGAGACUUUUGCAGUUCCUCGCGAGAAAGGAUGCUCACCCCUGGAAUUGCUUCAAAUCGUGGUUGAGGGCCAGGCUUUGAACACUGGCUUGGGGGCUGUGGCUUUCUGGCAUCGUUUGUGGAUGUAGUGCUAGGGCGUUUGAAGCUGAUGCAGAUGCAGAGGUCCGUGUUAGCACCGUAGAUAGCGCGCAAAA